Molecule: messenger RNA, 893 nt
Organism: Vidua macroura (Pin-tailed whydah)
Lineage: Eukaryota; Metazoa; Chordata; Aves; Passeriformes; Viduidae
Product: omega-hydroxyceramide transacylase-like
Exons: 6
Coding region: 1-771 (256 amino acids)
Biological process (GO): lipid homeostasis; triglyceride catabolic process
Cellular component (GO): lipid droplet; cytoplasm; membrane
Molecular function (GO): triacylglycerol lipase activity
Source: RefSeq, a predicted model, not a curated record
AUGAUUGCUUUGCUUUGCUUUGCUUCAGAUGAGGUAAUUAAGUACUUCCUCAGUCGCUUGAAAAUCUCUCUCUGGGGGCUGGUCCCUGGAAGAGGGGUACCUAGACUCCUAAGGGAGACCUUAGACAAAUUCCUGCCUCCAAAUGCCCACGAGCUGGUGUCUGGAAAGCUGCACAUUAUCCUCACCCGCCUGCACGACUGGAGAUGCGUGACAGUGUCCGAGUUUGCCUCGAAGGAGGAGCUGAUUCAGGCUGUGAUGUGCAGUUGCUUCCUCCCACUGUAUUUUGGGAUUUUCCCUCCAACGUUCCGUGGGGUGCGCUACGUGGACGGGGAGCUGGCCAUGUGGAAAGCCGACUUCGUGUCCCGCACCACCAUCACCAUCUCUGGCUUCGCCGGCGAAUACGACAUCUGCCCCAAGGAUGGCCCCGCUGCCUUCUUGACCUUCCAGCUCUCUGACUGUAUCUUACAGAUCUCAAAAAUGAACAUCUGCCGCUUACAGCACAUUUUUCAGGUUCCCACACGUCAGGUCAUGGACCGCUUUUAUAUCCAGGGCUACCAGGACAUGGUCUCCUUCCUAAAAAGACUGAGGGAUUUCCAGGUGAAUUACUUCGAGGGCUUCACACUUUCCUUGGCCAAUGAAUCAAAUCAGAAAGGUGACGAGACCCUGCACCGGAAGCCUCGACUGAGUGUUUUUCACUCCAGAGCCACAGAUCAUGAGGGUGACACCAAAGAGAGUCCAGGAAUCCGCCAGGCAGCAGAUGAAGAAGAAUAGGAAGCCCCACACCACCUUCUCCACCCCCAGGAAGGGCCAGGUCGGCCACAGAAGAGCAUUUCUGAGCCCGCUGCUGCCUUUGGCCCCAGUUUCUGCUUUAAAAAGGCAAUGAGCAACUUGGA